Molecule: messenger RNA, 1095 nt
Organism: Mesocestoides corti
Lineage: Eukaryota; Metazoa; Platyhelminthes; Cestoda; Cyclophyllidea; Mesocestoididae
Source: the annotation of a GenBank genome assembly
AUGGUUGAACUGUUGCGUACCUCUUCAUCAUGCAUCCGUAACUUUUUGCAAGAUCGUAAGCAAAAGGGAUUCAAGUUUAGGAAACUCUUUAGAAAGUCGCCUCUGUCACCCCCACCGCCUCCGCCACCACCGCAGACUCAGUUCUCCGCCUGUGUCACUGUUCCCGAGUCACUCACAGCUCAGACCGACGAUGCUCUCACCGUCUCUCAUCGGCGAGCAGUCAGCGAUCUAGUCGUAAUCAGUCCCAGUUCCCCUCCGACCUCGCCUUUUAUGCAGCCGACCUCCAAACCGCCUCAAACCCCUGACAGCGGUAUCAAUCAGCCCUCUGCCGUCUCUCUACUUUGUUCCUCUUCGUCAACUUUCGCAAGCUCCAAGAUGUACUCCGGGAGCGUGGACUCAGCGGGCACUACUUCCCUAACGUCAAAUCGUUUCUCAUGGCCGAAGUCCAGCUCCCCGUCCGACUCCAGUUCUCUCUCAACUGCACUCUCCAACAAUCUACGGCUUACUGCUGAAGCUAGCACUGCCGCUUCAGGCAACAGUCUUUUCACAUCGCCUCCGAGAAGCUCAGAUAGUUGUAAAAUGGCGAACGGUUGUGAAGUCUCUGGUGUGGGUACGCCUCAACAUUUGCCGAGGUUUGUGGCGGGUGCCACAAUAGCGGAGGAAGAUGAAGAGGCAGAGGAAACUGGAAUGAGUUUAUACUUGGGAGGAGCUGUUGUAACUCCUCCGGAUUCUACCACAGCUCCCGUCGGAGCUGUGGACUCCGGAUUUGCGGCUACUGUGGCCCAGGUGUCAAGGCGGACUGGCACCUCGGCCCAGGAGCUAUACGCCCGCAUGAAGGAGGUUCGUCGACGACCUGAGGAUGUAAGAAAUAGGUUGAGGGGGCAAGCAAAUGCUGUGGUAAGCUCAAGCAGCGGUGGUGGUGCAGGAACUUCAAAGCGACUCUCGUUACCUGCUAGUCUCCACUUGCCGCCACACCUCCGACACAAAGCCAUUCAACUGCUCGAGGAGCCCAUGACCAGGAGGGAACGAAGACUAUCUCUGGUACGUUUUUUCGUCUUCUGCACUCCUCUCCGUAUCCUCUUAAAUCCAAAGUGA